Molecule: messenger RNA, 3012 nt
Organism: Zonotrichia albicollis (white-throated sparrow)
Lineage: Eukaryota; Metazoa; Chordata; Aves; Passeriformes; Passerellidae
Source: RefSeq, a predicted model, not a curated record
GACGGCAUCGUGGUGUCCAACGACACCUACCGUGACCUGCAGAGCGAGCGGCCCGAGUGGAAGAAGUUCAUCGAGGAGCGCCUGCUGAUGUACUCCUUUGUCAAUGACAAGUUUAUGCCUCCAGAUGAUCCCUUAGGUCGUCAUGGCCCCAGCCUGGAUAACUUCCUCAGGAAGAAACCUGUAGUUCCAGAACACAAGAAACAGCAGUGCCCUUAUGGGAAAAAAUGCACUUAUGGAAUUAAGUGUAAGUUCUACCACCCUGAAAGGAUCAACCAGCCGCAGCGCUCGUUGGCUGAUGAGCUCCGUGCCAACGCAAGGCUGUCCCCAACCAGAAGUACCAGUGCCAAGGAGGAGAAGAAGGGGAAGCGGGGUUCCCAGGCAGAGCUCUUGUGCUCUGUGCCCACAGAGAGUGACAAAAGCUCUGUACAGAAGGUGUCUGCAGAGAGGAAGAGCUUGGCCCACAAAGCCAAGCCCAGUGACGUUGUGCUUCAGGCCAAAGGCUGCGUGUCAGGCACUGUCUCCCCUGACAGGUACCAGCAACCUCCCAUGGAUUCUCUGUCUUACAUCUCUCAGGAGCAUCUCGACUCAGGCAUUGGCUCUCUGGAGAACCAGCUGUCUGACAUGUGGCCUCACAGAUGUACCAGUCACUGUGACCAUUCCCACGGGGAGCAGGUGCCCGUGUGCACCUGUGGCAGGCAGAGACCCAUCUACCCCCAUUCCCCCAGCCUGGAGCAGAACGGGCUGCUCUCUUACAACCACAGCUCCCACAAAUCCUCUUCCUCUGGUGCUAGCUUCUUGCAGUACAGCCCUGAGAUGCCUCGCUCGGGGGCACCCCACUCUUUCUCAGGCUUUGGGGUGCCCGUGGGUGCAGCAGGGCAGUACAGCCUGCCCAGUGAGUUCGGCGCUCCCAUGCCGCGCUCACGGGAGUUCUGGUCCGAGCCCUACCCCCUGCCCCAGGUGAGAUCCCCCGGUGUGCCCGGCCCACACCCCAUGCACGGGGCUCCAGGGCCGCCCUACGGGGACUCAGGGCCCUGGGCUGACCCGGAGAAGUUUGCUGAGGAGAGGGCCAGCGUGCACGUCAAGCUGUGCGGCAUCUUCCACCCGCACCUGGUGAACGCUGUCAUGAGCCGCUUCCCCCGGCUGCUGGACCCCCAGAGGCUGGCAGCUGAGAUCCUCAUCUACAAGGCCCAGAACCCAGGGGUAUGAGGCAGGUGCUGAGGGCAGGCAGGUGUGGGGAAAGCUGGAGGGGCUGGGAUUGCCUCUGCAGCUGCCACAGGUGCCUUCGAGUGCUCCUUAUUCCUUUGGAAGUACUGGGCUCCAGCUGGAGGCUGGGUGCCAGAGCAAAUUGUGCUCACAGCAAAUUCUGCUCCAGCUAUGACCACGUGCCUGUGGGAGAGGUGAGAACAUUCCAUCAUCCCACCUUCCCCAGGGGCUAAGCAGGAAGGGAGGCUGCAGCUCUGGAGCAGGGCUGUUCCUUUGGGGUUCAUGGGAGUCUGGCACACCCUGAGCUCCUGUAGUUGUCCAUAACUGGAUGUGAGAGAAGUGGGUGCUGCCUUUGUAGUGGCCUAAGGCUGGUUUCUGAGGACCCAAAUGCUAUUUCAAUGCUGUUGUUAGGUCCUGACUAAGCCUCUUUACUAAAUCCCACCAUUUAGAUCUGUGGCAAAUAUUGGAUUAUAAAUGUCAUCUGGAGCUGGAUUUUUCUGACUGGCUUUACUGGUGCACUUCUUGAAUGAUGUUUUCCACACCCCUCCCACCUCAGCUGACUUUGCUGAGGUAGUUGUGCCCCAUGGACCACAAGUGCUGGGUGAGCUCUGAGCUCCCAGGAGCGCAGUCCUGGCUCUGAGGAGUGGCUGCACCCUGCUCCAGAGCUGGGUGUGAGUUGUGUGUUGGGGAUGUGCUGACAGCUGCAGUGUCAGAGCAGGUGGGUGAGCUGAGCAUGCUGUGAGUGCUGCUCUGGAACUGUCUCUGUCCCAGGCUGGCUCUGUGCAGCACUGACAAGGAUUUAUUAUGUGCCUUUUGCUUUCAGACAGCAAUAGAACAGCUGCAGUCACAUCUGGACUGCUGCCAGGGGCCUUCCCAAGGAGUCUUUAAUAUUUUGUGUUGUAAAGCUGUUGCUUUCUCUUCCUCACCAAUAUUCCCCUGUACCCUUUGGCUGUGCCCAACUAGAGCAGCAUCCAGAAUUGUAGAAUAAGAAUUAUUUGGCAAGACUGUUUUUGUUUAAUUUCCUCUUACUCUGUAAGAUGUUUUCUAUUGUAGGUACUGUAAGAGAUUUUAAAUAUGCAAAACCAAUUGCUGUAGUAAUUGUUUCUGGUCCUGGAAUUGUGCUGUGCCAAGGGAUGCAGAAAUGUUCCUGGCACUCGCAGGCCAGAAGCAGUUGAUUUGUUGAUACACAUUGUAUCUGUGUGUGUUGUUGUUUUCUAAAUACAAUACGCCCUUCUGUGGUUAAACCAAGGUUAUUGAGUGGCAAAUUAGGAAGGGGAGAGUGGAAGGCAGCUGGUCCUGAAACCCUCCUGGGAGCAGAGUUGUCUGUUCUGCUCUUCCCUCUGCUGUCCAAGGAAUGACCUGCCCAGACUGGCACCAUGUGCCAUGAGACCACAGGGACACAGAAACCUGUAUACCUGGUUAAUAAUGAUACAUUACAAAUUAGUAAUGUUUCAUGUUAGUAAGCAAAAUGCUUCUUAAUUUUAAAGUAACCUGAUACUUUGCAUAUUUGUAAAUUACAGAUAAAAUGGUUUUUAAUGUUACUGUUCAGCACCUUGCUGCUUGCAGUUUUUAAUCAAUGCUGUCUUCACCUCAGCCAUGUGUUACUUGGCAAGGUGGGUUUGGGUUUCUGGUGGAAUGCUGGUAUCUGCUGCCUCUCUUGCAAUGAGAAGAUUUAACAUUUUGUACUCCUCAGCUGACACUUGCUGAACUUUCUGUAUCACUAUGCAGUAUAGCCAUGUACUGAAUAGCCAUGUGACAGCCCUGGCAAAGAAAAACUGUGUUAUAUAAAUAAAAACUGCUGAGUUGACA